UGUCACAGGAGAAAUGAAUGAAGUAUUGAAACAUUGAUGAUGUUACCUUUAUAUCAGUUCACUCAUGUUGCUUUGAUAGCUUGGAAAUGUACUGUACUUAUUACUGUAUUCUGACAACUGAUACAUACAUUACAUAUACAUAUAUACAUGUAUAUACUGUAUAUUACCAUGUUGGUUGGUUGUGUAUUUUCAGCGUCUACUGAAUGCAAUGACAACAAUAUUUCACUGGUGUAUUUUCUUGGAAGAUGUUUCAUGUUUUUCUUUUUUUCUGUUGCAUUUUGUACUUUAAAUUCUCUCAUCCAGAUUCCCAGAACACAAUUUUGAGUCUUGCUGGAUGAAGCGAUAAAAAGAUACAAGUUUGGUUAAACUCAAAUACUCAAAUAUAAACAAUUUGACAAAACAUGACACUAAGGCUAAUUCUACAAAAAUGAUUGAUAGCAAAACAGUUAUGCUAAUGCAUAUGCUGUUUAAAGGACCUGAAAUGUCACAACUAUGAUUAAAUUUACUGAUCAUCUAAUUAAAUGAUCAACUUCUACCAAAUGUAGAUAUACAGUAUAUGAUAUACUUUUUAAUUCUUAAUCAGCUUGUUUUUUAUGACAGUUUGGAAAGGACGCAGACAUAGUGAAAAUGCAUGAUGUGUACACUUCAUGUUCUUCUUGAUCUGACUUGUUAUCUGUUGGAUUUUAAAUGCAUUCACUUCAAUUUCAAACAACAAUAUGUUGAUUUUUAUCUUUCAAGUUGAUGCCCUGAUCCCGAGCCUGAGAUGAGUGCUUCUAUUUCUUACUGUUGGAAAGAAAUGAAUGUUCACAACUUUUAGCUCACGAAAACAAUGUCCAACAGUUGCUUCAUAUGUUUUGGUAGUAAAAAUGUAGAGGGUGAAUUUGAAUAUAUAUGAUUAAUACAGAUAAAAAUACUGUAGAUGAGAAGAAAAAGAACUGUGGAAAUUGUCAUGAUGCAGUUUAAAUAGUGUUUAUCUCACACUCACUGUUGGGGUCCUCUGCCACACAUCAUAAUGUACAGUAAUGUAAAGUGAUGCUGUAAUGGAAUAUAAUAAUGACUGUGUUUGUUGUGAGACUUGCAUUACAACAUUUUAACAAUUGACUUUUUGAAAAAAGUACAAUGCUUCCCUUCAACAGCAAGACAUUCAAUUAAAACUUUUUCUCAGUUUAACAAAUGAUCUUCAGCCUUCAAGAGAUGAACGUGUCAUCUGCCAAUGUGACCGUGGUUAUAGAGUAUCGAGACUCCUUCACUAAAGCUGUGACCAAGAAUGUGAUUGUUGUGGUUCUCGGGAUCUCCAUCAACUACAUCAAUGCAGGCCUCAUUCACACCUUUCGCAAACACCAGAUCUUCUACACAAAUCCUCGGUAUAUCCUUUUCAUUCACCUGGUGGUCAACGACAUGAUCCAAGUGACGCUGACCAUCAUCCUGUUCAUCAUCAGCUACACCAUCUACAAAAUAAAUGUCUCUGUCUGUUGCGUCUUCAUCCUGAUUGCUCUUUUCGCCACUGAGAACACCCCUCUGAACCUGGCCUGCAUGGCGGUGGAGUGUUACAUCGCCAUCUGCAUCCCCCUUCGCCACGUGCAGAUCAGUACCGUCAAGAGAACAUUAAUGCUGAUCGGUUUAAUCUGGGUGACUAGCAUGUUGUCUGUUCUUCCUGAUCUGUUCAUCACCUUGGCCACACAGCCACUGGACUUCUUUCAUUCACGAGUGUUCUGCCUCAGGGAAACUGCAUUUCCAAACCCCCACAUUAUCAAGAAGAGGAAUAUUACCUAUAUUGUGUAUCUGGUUCUAGUUUGGUUUGUUAUCUUUUACACGUACUUCAAGAUCCUGUUCACUGCAAAAACAGCUAGCAAAGAUGGUAAAAAAGCCAGAAACACAAUCCUUCUCCAUGGUUUUCAGGUGCUGCUGUGCAUGGCAACAUAUGCAGAACCCCUGUUAAAACAAGCUCUGCAGCAAUGGUUCCCUAAGAAUUAUCCAGACUCCCUCUUCGCUUGUUACAUUAUAGUACAGGUCCUGCCACGAUCCAUUAGCCCAAUCAUCUAUGGCAUACGAGACAAUACUUUCAGGAGGUACCUGAAAAGGCAUCUGUUGUGUAAAGUCAGCCCACAAUGAGCAUCAGUUCACGGAUUAUAAUACGGACGGCUUUCAAACAUGGAGUCAGUUCCAUCUGUUGAGUUAGAAACAACAUGUUUGGUCAAAAUUUUGUUACUGAGACUGAAUUUGUUCAUUUUUGUUUAUGAAAUUAUGGCAAAGCAGUUGUUUAACUAUGGUGUGUUAAAUCUCAAUACUUCUUUGGUACCAACCAAAAUGUGUCUUGCACAGUAGAGUAUCAAAAAUAGUUAAGUAAAGAUACAGUAGGUGGCAUUGAAUGCUUGUUCAUAUUCUUAAUGAAAGACUUAAUGUACUUUAGUUCUCUUGUAUAUGUAUAAAUAAUACCUUCAGUUGACUUUUUACUGUAUCUUUGGUAUUUCUGAAUUAAUUCAUUAAACUCAAAUUUUUAUAUAUUCUU
Siniperca chuatsi (mandarin fish) is the source of this 2509-nucleotide messenger RNA. RefSeq names its product odorant receptor 131-2-like. Gene Ontology annotation, molecular function: G protein-coupled receptor activity. Lineage: Eukaryota; Metazoa; Chordata; Actinopteri; Centrarchiformes; Sinipercidae. The transcript has 3 exons. Gene Ontology annotation, biological process: G protein-coupled receptor signaling pathway. The record is from RefSeq and is a predicted model, not a curated record. Bases 1174 to 2112 code for a protein of 312 amino acids. Gene Ontology annotation, cellular component: membrane.